Molecule: messenger RNA, 5557 nt
Organism: Aspergillus heteromorphus CBS 117.55
Lineage: Eukaryota; Fungi; Ascomycota; Eurotiomycetes; Eurotiales; Aspergillaceae
Product: putative endosomal peripheral membrane protein (Mon2)
Exons: 6
Coding region: 223-5406 (1727 amino acids)
Source: RefSeq, a predicted model, not a curated record
UUUUGACCAAGUCAUCGUGGUCAUUGCGACGAGCGCGCAUUUGAGCAGAUGCAGACUGCCCAGGGAUAUCUAUGUGUCUGAAUCUACCGUGCCCCAGGUUCCUAGACUCGUAUCCCUUCGCUCCCAUCGGUGACAACCACAUGAAGCCACAUCUGCCUAGUGCUACAAUCUGAUCAAUAGCGGGUGGCAUCGGCCAUGUUCUGAUCCAACACGCCGUUUGAAAUGUCCUCCCAAUUUUUGCAGGCGGAACUCCUGAAUCUGAUCCAGGAAUCCAAGAGGAGAAAUUCCGACCUGCGAAAUGCAGCCGAGGAGUCCCUUAACGAACUGAAAGCCUUGCCUUCAACUUCCGAAGCGCAAAUAUCAGCAGAUCUGGUGCGCAAACCGAAGUUUGCGAAUCCAUUCAUUCUUGCCUGUCACAGUCGCCAUGCGAAGCUCGCAGGCAUCGGGGUCAUCUGCCUACAAAGGCUGGUGGCUUCGAGAUCGCUGCCGUCUGAGCGACUGAAAGAUGUUCUCGCUGGAUUGAAGGAGACGACGAAUAUGAGUCUGGAUAUCCAGCUCAAGAUCCUGCAGUCAUUGCCUGCUUUGCUACAGCACUAUUCAAAUGAUCUGGGCGGCGACCUUCUUGUCAGCACCUUGGAGAUAUGUGCUACGCUUCAAGGGAACAAGAUGCUUGCGGUUUCCAGCACCGCCGCAGCCACGCUGCAGCAACUGGUCGUAUCGACAUUUGAACGGGUAUCCAUCGAAGACAAAAACUUCGAUCAGUCGACGCCAACGACAACCGUUAAAGUUGACGGGAAUCCUGUGAGCGUAGGGCGCUUUGCUUACGAUGCUUUACGGGUUUUGGACGAUCUCUGCCGUUUGAUUGAUGGCGAAGCCUUAUAUUUUCUUCGAAUCAAGUCUCUUUCUUCGACUUUCACCCUGGAACUCAUCGAAAGCAUUUUGGUCAACAGUGGCAAGCUAUUUGUCAUCCAUGCUGAAUUGACACAGGUCUUGCGAACUCGACUCAUGCCAAUGAUCGUGAGGUAUUUGUCGGAACGACAUAGCUUCUCCCAGACUGUCCGUGUUUGUCGAAUCCUCCUAGUGCUCCUCAAGCGCCACAUGUCUCUUCUUCCUGCCGAGUGUGAGAUGGCUCUUGGACUCUUAACUCAUCUACUCGAGCCCGAUGGCACCUCACCUUGGAAACGGGUCCUUUGUAUGGAAGUAUUUCGAGGCUUGUAUGCCGAACCAGGCCUGAUAAGACUGAUGUAUUCACUCUACGACCGAGAAGAUAGCAGGAAGAACAUUCUCAAAGAACACAUGGCUUCGCUUGUCCGCCUGGCGUCGGAAAAGCCUUCCUUGAUUGGGGUCAGUAGCCGGUCAACCGUGCCUUUUCGUGUCGACCAAUCCAGGUCUUUUACCGAAGAGCAGAUCACGCUUGAGGCAGGAGGAGUUGCCGGCGUUAUUGGAACAUCGGUUCCCUCAACCGACACUGACGUACCGGGAAUCAGCAGUCAAUGGAGCGUGGUUCGCACGCCCUACAUGGAAUUACUUGACAAGACCGACCCUCCUUCACCUCCCGAUACCUAUAUUUACAGCCUUGUACUGAAUUGUAUCGGUAGCUUUGCUGAAGGACUUGCAAAAUUCAUACUUCCUUUGACGGUACCUGAUCUGAAGCAAAAGAGGAGAAGCCGUAUCAUGAGCCCUCAUCCAGACAGUGGCUCUUCGAGGCUUUCACAAGAACUCCAGAGAACCAAUUCCUCAAAAGAAGUUCCGACAUUGGGAUCGAAAAAGCCACCUGUACCAAUCAACCCUCUUCGGCUGGAAUCGCACCCUCAGCUUCCCGCAAUCCAAAGCUGUGCCGGCAUCAUCGAGAAUUGUUGGCCGGCAAUACUUGCGGCUUGCUCAAUAUUUUUGUAUGCGUCACUGGAUGACGAGUUUUACCAUAAUUUGGUCCGGUCAUUUCAGAAGCUGGCUCAUGUUGCUGGCCUGCUCAGAUUGUCUACUCCCCGUGAUGCAUUUCUGACAACACUUGGCAAGGCAGCCAUGCCGGCGGACACAACUGGUACAAAGUCCGCGAGCGCAACGGUAACGUCGACGAGUGCUUCGCAGUCUAGCCAGACUGUCGAUGAAAAAUCGAAAGGCUCAGCGGUGCCUCUUGCUGGUUCACCAUUACCAGUCGAGAACCCCAAUGCACCUACCGAUAUUGCAUCUGUGUCUCUAAGCACCCGGAACCUCCUGUGCUUGCGAGCUUUGCUUAAUUUAGGCAUUGCUCUAGGUCCUACCUUAGACCAGCCGGCCUGGUCGAUAAUCUUGGGGACACUGCAAGACACCGAUUUACUGAUUGGGAUGGCAUCUACCAAGUCGCAGGCUCUAGCCAGUAGCUCCGGUGAUGCUUCAUCUGUUCUGGGUGCUGACGUACCCAAAGCCAAUAUCGGUACGGAGAUAUUGGCUGUACAGGCAGCUUCUGCUAAAAUGCUGGAAAGUACCAGCGACUAUCCCGGUAGCUCAUUCCAAGAGAUCCUUACUGCACUUCUGGAUCUUUUUGGUACCACCGAAGAAACGACACAAGAUUUGCCGGAGAAAUUGUCGAAAACUACGCUUUCACCACAAUCACGCUCUAGCUUAUUGCGCAAGAAUACCCAUCGUGUAUCGUUUUCUAUGGGGAAGUCUAGAACACAGGAUGAGCUGUUGAAGUUCGUGCUCGAGAAAGCAAAUGAGCUAGCCAAGGCGAACCUCGGACGGUUCUCGUCAUUACUUGAUGAUGACCAGGGUGCUUGGCAGCUUCUUACAGGCAGGCUGAUGUCAAGCGCAGCUGACAGAGCAAUUAACCAGAAGCUUCGACUAAGAGCCAACGAAGUGCUCAAUAGCGUUAUCUUCCAGACCCUAACGCAGAAGGAUAGCGAGGAUGACUCGGAACGCAACGCACGGCAAAUAAGAAAUCUUGAAACUCUAAGGCUUCAGAUUCAAUUGCUCUACAAAGCAAGCGCUUGCUCACCAGGGUCGCCAUCAGCGCCCGUUGCGGAGAUACAUGAGCAAAGCCUGGAGACCCUAAAGAGUAUUCUCGAGCAGUAUGCUGAAACUUUCCUUGGAGGAUGGUCUAUCGUCUUCGACCUUAUAUCAAGUGUCUUUGGCGAUACCGGCGAUGCCGAGGCAUCCAGCAAAGGGUGUAAAUCGUCGUUGAUAGCCAACUCACCCCGGCUUAUUCGGGUGGCUUAUAAGUCUCUGCAGCUCAUAGCCUCCGACUUCAUCUCUUUGCUUCCCUUGCCCUGUCGACUGAAUCUUGUAGACGCGUUCUCGAAGUUUGCCUUGCAGCAACAAGAUUUCAAUAUUUCAUUGACAACCACGUCUUCUUUCUGGAACGUGUCCGAUUUCCUCCAAGGACAGAUCGAACGAUUUUGCAUCGAGACCCAUGUUGACUCUUUCGUGACAGAAGAUACGCUCGCAGCACUAGCAAAGGGGGAUGAGCCUUCCGUCUCCCGCAAUGCUCUGUGGCUGUUGCUGCUCCUGCGGAUAGUGGACCUCACCACCGACAGCAGGUCAGAAAUCAGAAACUGCGCGGUCCAUACUCUACUCAGGAUAUUCGAUGCGUACGGCCAGCAACUAUCGCCGAAGGCCUGGCAUUUGUGUCUGAAUCGGGUUCUGUUCCGGAUGGUUGAGGAUAUCGAGGCUGAAUUGGUGCUUACACGCGGGCAGGGGAGUGGCCGUGGCCCUGAUGAGUUCAAGGCCUGGGUUGAAACAACUGUGGUCAUGAUUAAAGGGGCUUCUGAUCUCGUGACUACCUUUUUCGAACCGAUUGUUGAAGACGACAAGUUCGACCAGUCUUGGGAACGACUACUCGGCUAUUUCCAGAAGAUCAUUGGCUUGCGUCUCUUAGAAUUCGGAGAAGCUGUAUACUCCAGUUUUUCGAGCAUACUUGUUCGGGUUCAGAAAUCGAAAGGGCUAAGCAAACAUGCUCUCUCUGUCACUUGGUCGCUGUGGGUAGGCGGCCACCCGGCCGACAAGGAAGAUCUACUGGACUUGGAACGUCCGAAUCAAGCUGCCUCAAUAGCAUACCUGCAGGCCUUCCAACAGAUAUACCGGUUAUACAAGGAUGACCUCGAAGGGGAACAGGUCGAAAUCAUUCUCCAACAUUUGCGACUUCUUGCAUGGAACUCAAUAUCUCCCCCAUACUCACCAGAUAUUGACCGCACAUCUAGCUUACAGGCGUUGAUCCUCGAUUGCUUGAAAACGCUCUGUCUAGAGAAGAACAAUUCACAGCCCGAAAUUAUCUCAUGCAUCGCCGAUCUCACUGACUCGCCGUUAUCUAAAUGGUCCCCUGAUAGCGACUCGAAGAAACCGACCUACGUCGCAUUCUCGAAAAACGCGAUCGAUCUUCUCAGUUGGUAUAUCACCGAUCACGGCAUCAAAAAGGAUAUAUUCGCGACCGGAUCCUUAGCGAUAGCUCUGGAACGUCUCGCGAACCCAAUCGUCCAACGAUACGAAUGGCCAGGAAAGGACCGCGAGCCCAGCCUUUGGCGAAAGUCAACGACCGCAGCUCUGGACGUUCUCCAAGUUGCGAUCCCUUACGUGGAGACACAGUAUGAUAGCUCCAAGCAAGCGGAAAUUUCUCGCUUCUGGCAACGCGUAAUCGACAUUGCAAGCGGCAUAGUCACUGCCCGGGGAUACCGAACUCCAUCCAUCCCGCGCGCCACCAUCCUAGCCGAUGAAUCCUUCGACGUGGCUGCUUUCGACCGGCUAAAAGCGCUAAUAAUCCCAGCCCUAGGGGCAUCAACAAUCCCGGACAGAAUUCGCCGGGAUUUUGCCUGUGCCUUGUUGCACUCUUCCUUCAUCUACAUCCCCCAGAGAUUCGACAUCCCGUCCCAGUCCCUCGAAAACGAGCCUCUGAAGGCUAUAUACGAUGUUCGGCCUGGACGAACCUUCGAGCCUCCCCCGACAUUACGAACCAAGAUCGCAUACACGGUGAUCGACACCCUCUUUGAGCUUGCAUCAGCUCCUUCACAGAUCGCAAAUCACCAGGAACCCACAGCCUCCCGCAUCUUGCUCGCACGCUCCACAUCCCCAUACCUCAUCCUCCGGUGCGCAGUAUCCCUGAAAGGCUAUAUCGCGGAUCAGCCCCUACGCGGCCUGAUGCCGCAGCCCACCCCGGCACGGAAAUCCCUAUUACAUCUCCUUCGCGGCAUGGUGGACUUAUGCUCCGAACCUUCGGCAAUCCCCCCGCCACCCGCCGCAGGGUCAGCAGACCCAGUAAACCCAGCAGCCGCCAUCAGUUCGUCAACUCCGCUUACCGCAAAGGAGCACAAAAAGCACCUUGCAUGGAUCUACCCGCUCGUGGUGCGGGCCGUGCAGGUUGCCGGGAAGGAACAGGAUGACGGUGAGGUUCUUCAUGCCUUAGGCAAGGUUCUGCAGGAGGUUGGUGGGUAUAUGUAAUUCAUACGAUUGCCAAUAGUUAUUUCUUACUUUCGUAUAGUCUGUUGUUUGUUUUUUGUUCCUCUGCUCGCUUGACCGGGGAACUGUUGAAAACAUAUUAUAGAUAGACAAUCAAUCCAUCAAUCAAUCAAUCAUUUAGCUAGCUAGCGAG